Messenger RNA from Colletotrichum spaethianum, 1359 nucleotides. RefSeq lists its product as uncharacterized. Bases 1 to 1359 code for a protein of 452 amino acids. Gene Ontology annotation, molecular function: transmembrane transporter activity. The record is from RefSeq and is a predicted model, not a curated record. The transcript is spliced from 2 exons. Lineage: Eukaryota; Fungi; Ascomycota; Sordariomycetes; Glomerellales; Glomerellaceae. Gene Ontology annotation, biological process: transmembrane transport.
AUGGUAACGGCUAUCUUGCCUUCUCUGACGGACGAUGGCAGCAAGUCCGACAGUUCCGCAGACGCUGUGAACAAGCCAACCCAUAACCCGCGGAACAGCGUGGCCAUGUCCCUCGAAUCAGACAUGACCAUCACUCCGGCACGCUUCCAUGGCAUUGGUGGAAAUGACCAGGCUGCAACGGCGAGCGAAAGGGAAGAAGCGAAGGCCGGCAAGCCCUCAGCGUUGGCGGGCUAUGUUGGACUAUUUACGGGAUGCGGCGCACUGGUUGCGCUCUCGUUGUUCCUCCCACUCCCCGCUCGGUUUGGCGAGAUUGACGGUGUCACUUCGGCCGAUGCUGUUGCCGACAGCUUCUACGUGGUAGGGCUCGUAGCAUUUGUCGUUGCAGUCUUUGUCUUCUUUGGGUUGAGAAACCUGAAGGGCGAGGAAGGUAAGGGCUGGAGCGUGCUUCUGGGGCUCAAGACAAACUCGAACUCGGAGGACGACUGUGAUGAGCAUGGAUCGGACCAUCCGACACGGCCGAAGGUUCUACCAUACUUCCGUCUGCUGCGAGACUCUGUCACGCUGGGUUUCACGGAUUCCCAGAUCGCUCUUGGAUACCUGGGCGGCUUCGUGGCCCGAGCCUCUACCGUCGCCAUCUCGCUUUUCAUCCCUCUCUACAUCAACACAUACUACAUCAGCAAUGGAUUUUGUCAUGGGUCUCCGCAUGACCCUUCGCCAGAGCUGAAGAAAGAGUGCCGGGCAGCCUACCUUCUCUCAUCUAUUCUGACUGGUGUUGCCCAGUUAUUCGGCCUGUUCGCUGCGCCUUUGUUCGGUUAUUUCAACAGGAGACGUGGCCGCGUCAACUACCCUAUCCUUAUCGCGACCACAUUUGGAAUCGUCGGCUACAUUGCCCUUCCUCAGCUGCAAAGCCCGGAGUACAAGAAUGUCGAUGGCCGCGGCGGCAGCCCAGCCAUCUUCCUCAUUGUAAUAUUGAUCGGUAUCAGCCAGAUUGGCGCCAUUGUCUGCAGUCUGGGUUUCCUCGGGCGCGGCGUUCUCACGGCAGAUAUUCCCAAGUCGCAGAUUAUCGAUACGGUUGAGGAUUCGACCGAGGCCAUGGAGAACCCUACCGAGUCUGCACCGUUGCUGCAGCACAAUGCUAGUGUGGAUGCUGUGUCGCGAGUGCGACUCAAGGGCUCUAUUGCUGGCAUGUACUCCUGGUUUGGAGGAGCUGCAAUUCUGCUGCUCACGAAACUGGGCGGCUUCAUGUUUGAUACCGUGUCACACGGCUCGCCCUUCUACAUGAUGGCGUCCUUCAACGCGAUCCUCUUCUUGGCCAGUUUGGGCAUUGAUGCUGCUCGCUUCUACAGAGACAAGCAGUGA